This is a messenger RNA of Ascochyta rabiei, 1095 nucleotides long. RefSeq lists its product as uncharacterized. The transcript has 2 exons. Lineage: Eukaryota; Fungi; Ascomycota; Dothideomycetes; Pleosporales; Didymellaceae. The record is from RefSeq and is a predicted model, not a curated record. Bases 1 to 1095 code for a protein of 364 amino acids.
AUGCUUUACUCCACUGCCCUCGUGCUGAGCACGCUCGCUGUCGGCCAGGCCGCCGCUGCCCACCACCACAACCGCCACGCCAGCUUCCACGCCAGGCGCCAGGCUGAUGCCAAGCGCUCUCCUGGUAACGACAUCAACUGGAAGGCCGUCGCCUACGACCUGAACGACGUCGACUGGGACAAGGUGAACUGGAGCUCCGUCUUCACUUCUCCCACCCCUACUCCUACCGCUCAGCAGGCCCAGCCCACUUCUACUGUCGCCGCUUCUUCCGUUGUCGAGCAGACGACUUCCGCACAGGCAGCCCCGACCAGCUCUGCUGCCGUCGUCGAGGUCCAGGAGGCCAAGACAUCCGCUGCCCCCUCUUCCACCGUCGUCACCUCGUCGGCUGCUGCCGCGAGCUCGUCGGCUCCUGCCGCCACCUCUUCCUCGUCGAGCGACCUUGGCGAUCUCAUCGGCGACGUUGUCUCGGAUCUCCUUGAGGGCGUUGAGGACCUGUGCAAGACUCUCGGCAUCGUCUCCACUGGCAAGAACGACAAGAGCAACAACGGUGCCAUUUGGGUUGGUGAUGACGGCGACUGGAAGGCCGAGUUCACCAACGACGCCGAUGAGGAUGCCGUCAUCUUCUGCUGGAAGGCCGAUGGCUUCUCGGGCAUGUCCCUGAACGUCAACCAGCCUGAGGUGUCCGUCGGUCUCAAGGCCGGACAGAAGACCGUUGUCUCUUUCGCCGCCGACGUCCCUUCGGCUUGCGCUCCUGCCUUCAAGGACACCAAGCUCGCCAACUUUGGCGGCCUCGACCAGACCUGGUGGGAGGUUACCUUCGGUCAGUACGGUGCUUUUGACGUCUCUCGCAACGUCAACAUGAAGGGCCGCACCAUCAACUCCAAGGGCUCCAAGUGCGAGUCGACCAUGAGCAAGUGUGUCUUCAAGUGCAAGGACGACUCAGUCUCCUCUUGUGAGAAGGGCAGCGACUACGACCUCUUUAACUGCGACUCCAGCUCCGGUGGUGGCGGUGGCUACGAUCCCAUCAUGGCCGGUACCGGCGGUGGUUGCUCCAUGGCCUCCUCCGGCGAGACCAUCCAGGUUUCCUUCUCUUAA